Messenger RNA from Juglans microcarpa x Juglans regia, 924 nucleotides. Its product is annotated as phospholipase A2-alpha-like. The transcript is spliced from 4 exons. The record is from RefSeq and is a predicted model, not a curated record. Gene Ontology annotation, biological process: arachidonate secretion; phospholipid metabolic process; lipid catabolic process. The coding region runs from base 193 to 687 and encodes 164 amino acids. NCBI's taxonomy places the organism in Eukaryota, Viridiplantae, Streptophyta, Magnoliopsida, Fagales, Juglandaceae. Gene Ontology annotation, molecular function: A2-type glycerophospholipase activity; calcium ion binding.
GGCAAUGGAGGCAUUGAAUAUCCACCUCGAUCGGUCUCCUUAAUUUAUUCUUUCCUUUUGGUAAUUUAUAUAGUUUCUUUGGGAUAUUCUGCCGCCACUGCAAAACAUCCAAAACUCCAGCAGCUAGCAGUUUAAUUUGAUCUUUUAUAUUAUAGCAUUUAAGCAUUAGGUUUCAAUUUUUGUCAGUAAUUAAUGGCUCCUGCAGACAAAUCAUUGAAGUUUGUUCUUCUAGUCUCAUGCUCCCUUAUCGUCCUCAACCUUUUCUGUAUUGAUCCCGUCCAUGCCCUAGACCUCGGUCUUAAAGUUAAAGGACCUGCUAAAGCUCUGGUUAAACACUUCAAGUGCAGUAGAAAAUGCGAGUCAGAAUUCUGUAAAGUUCCUCCACUCCUGAGAUAUGGCAAGUACUGUGGGCUAUUAUACGGUGGAUGCCCUGGGGAGAAGCCUUGCGAUGCCCUCGACGCUUGCUGCAUGGAUCAUGAUGCUUGUGUGGGAAAUAAAAACCAUGGUUAUGGCUAUCUAAACAAAGAGUGCAGCCGAAACUUACUGAAAUGUAUGGCAAAGGUUAAAAAGUCAGGAGCUGAGACGUUUAAGGGGAGCAAAUGCCAAGCUGGUGAGGUGAUCGAUGUUAUUACUGACGUCAUUAAAGUUGCUUUAGGUGCUGGAAAAUUUGUUCCCCCAUCAAAAUAGCAUUAGCUAGGCUGAAUUUUCCUUGCUCGAUCGAUCUGAACGGAGAUCUAGAGGGAACAAGUUUAAUCUCUCUCUCUCUCUCUAAAAGGUCAUGAUUUCAGUACUGGGGGCAACAGUUCUUUUGUUCUCUCUGUGUUUUUGUUUCAUGGGUAAAUGAAGGUUUUAAAAAGUAAUUAAGCCAGUGUUAAGAGUGCGUAUUGCAAUUGGAUUGAAUCAACUAAUUAUAUAUUAACAACU